CUCUCAAUGUUACUCAUUAAUAGUACAUUCAAGUGUAACAGGGGGCUGACAUAAAAACUGCUUCACGCGCUUCAAAAGAUGAAAAAGUGAAAAUCCAUUGGCAUUUUUAUUAAAAAAAAAAUAAGUGAGACAAGCGCGCGCGGGGCCAUACAUUCGUCGCUAGCAGCGUGGCGUACAAAUUAUGCUAAACAGCAUCAACGCUGCCUUCAAAUAUGCAGAAAAUGAAUCCAACAACGCCAGCGCCAGCAGGAGCAUCGCUAGCGACAACAGCACUAGAUAGCGUCGCGACAAUUUCAAGUGCGACGCCAGCUACAGCAUCCGGAUCCAAUCUAAGGAGCAAGAGCGGCGAGCGUGGCAACUCCAGUGGUCCAGCGUACGCCGCCUCAAAGCAGCAGCAGCAGCAACAGCAACAACAGGAAGAAACAACAUCGAGCUGCAAGCAACAGGAACUGCAGCAUGAGCAACCGAUUGCCAUACAUUAUCUGGCCAGCUUCCAUGAGAUCUGCGUGGUGACGGCCCUGUUGCCAUUAGUAACGCUCUUUACAUGCUUUGUGACCGCCUACAUAUUCCAGUACGACGAUGUACACGAGACACAUUGCCGGGUUUACAAUAUAGUACCCUCGAUAAGUGCAAUUACUGGUGUUAGUCCGCAGCGUUAUUUCUGGCGGGCCAGCAUUGCGCUGCACAUCGGGCCGCGCAUACCCAUUGCCUUUGUCUACAAGAACUAUUAUCGCGCCCAGCUGGCGCGGCUUGCCCCGUCGCUGGUGCCAAAGACAAGCUGGUUAAUCUCAUUCAUUUUGGUGCUUAACUGCAUUGAGAUUGCGGCGUUGGGUGGAGUGACCUAUAUAUCGAAUCGCGAGAAUUAUCCCGUUCAUGAGAAGAUCUUUAUCACAUUUAUGGUUUGCUCGCUGUGCUAUAUGCUGGCUACCAUUCACCUGAAUGGUAUAUUGAAUGCACGCAAAACUCUAAACGCACAACAGAUUCAGUCCAUCAAAUGGAAGAAAAUACUCUUUGUUGUCUCCAUACUGAGCACCAUUGGUCUCUUGGUCUUCUUUGCCAAACAUCGUUUCUAUUGCCAUGAUUUGGCAUUCAGUUGGUUUGCAUUCUUUGAAUAUUUAAUUGCCAUUGCCAAUAUGCUGUUCCAUUUUACCAUUAUCUGGGACUUUCCAUCACAGUUCAUGCUGAUUGUGCAGGGACCGCGUGAGAAUCUGACGCAGUAUUUGGCCGCUAAGCCUAAAAUCAACUAGGCCCAUACCUUUUUAAUUUACACACACACUAACACAGGCACAUAAUUAAUAAUUCCAUACAUAUAUAGAAUGUAUUGCACCUAUAUAGAAUGCCACUCUGACGAAACGUACAACCCAAUUGAACUUCAUUUCUUGUGUCAUUAAUUCAAAACUAGCGCUUCCAUAACCAAAUGAAAUCAAUAUGAAAAUGUAAUAUUUUAUAUUGUUUCUAAAAGUUCCAAUUUGUCAGUUAAUUAAACCCGAUUAACGAUUAAUACGGCAUUAUGUUAACUAUACGUACAAAAUCCAAAAGUUCCACUUUUCACCAUAAGUAAAUUAAUUAACAUGUUGUAUUGAACAGUAUUGUGCGGCAUAAAUCAACCGACUUCUUUAAGAAAUACUUUAUCGAAUUCCACAAAAAACGUCAUCCAAACAAAGCAUGUGAACCUGUAGGCUGCUCAUCUGUUUAAAGAUCUUUCAUACAAAAAGUCUAUAUCUGUUAUUAAAUAGUUUUUGCAUAAGUCUAAUACAUGCAUAGAUGUGCAGCUUAGGGACAUAUGUAUCAACUAAUUAUAGAUCAAUUUCGUAAACAAGUUAUGCUGUUCAUCUUUUGAACAAGUUUCAUUUUAUAUAAAUAUAUAUUGUCCAUCAUAUUUGUUUCAAUACGUAAAUUCUAAGAUAGUAUACGAUAACGAAAUAUAUAUAAUUCUUAAAAUUGAAACAAGUUUGAUCUACUUAUUAACACAUACCAAAUUUGGUGUCUUUAGCUUUAAUAUUAAAGGGUUAACGAGCAAACCGAUUUGACGAAAUUAAAAUGUAUAGCUAAAUGCUGAAUAGAGUUCUUUUGCAACCCUUUGAACACAGGUAUUCAAACCGUUUUGCCCUAAUAGAUAAAUUUAUAUUGGUCUAGAUGAAAAUUCAAGUCAAAAUGUUAUUUAUUUUUAAUUUGUUUUAUUUUAUUUUCAUGUUUUAAUUGUGCUCAAUACAGAAAUAUAAAGUGUAUGUUCCCAUUUUUAGUCAAAAUAAUGUGUACCUUUGUGGUGUAUAUACUUCUGUAUGCCUACGGAUAUAUGUAUAUGUACGUCAGUUAACUAAGGUAUUUUAUUCGAAAUUAACUAGUAGUUUCCAUAUAACGCAUCAAUUUUGGCCGUUGCUGUUCUUUGAUGAUCUCAUGUCAAUUGUCAUGGAAAGCGUAACUCGUUUUCUCAAGCAUAGGUUUAAAAACAAUAUUUGGAACUACAGUCUAUAUCUAUAUAAGUAUAUAUAUACACACAUGUACAUCAAUACAUAACACGUUAGCGGUACAUAUCGUUUAUACAUUCGAAAUAUUAAAAAAAAAAAUAAACAAUGUUGUAUUGGCGAGCCUAUGGUUUAUGUAGCGCUCUCCGACUCAGCAGUGUUAACACUGGAGUAUUACACAAUUAUUCUAAAACCAGAAGAAAAACAAAAAACAAUUCAGACAAUAGCCAUUUAAGCUGAGACAAGCAACAACGAACAUCAUUAAAGAAAUUACGAAAACAAAAAAAAACUAAUAUUAAUUGCAUAAGCCACAAUUAGCUGCUGCUGCAUAUAAACCGUGUCAACAACUAACGAAAUCUGGUAAACAAAUAGAAAACAUUGAACAAUUGUAUUUAGAAAAUGACACUUAACAAGCACAACAACAACAAUAGCGUUGAAAUUAAAGAUACAUAUAUGAGAUGAUGCUUUGGGAAUUUUCAAAUAUUUGUGUUGUUAGCAAUUGAUUUGAUUUUGACUUCUGUAUUUUUGAAUAACAAUAUCUAACCAAAUUAUUAACGAUUAGGGUUAUACAAUGUAUAUUUUAUAGGUGCAUUUUUUUUUUUUCUUCAAAUAUUUAGCUGAAUAUUGAAUCGAAAGUUCAAAUUGAAUAUAACGUAAUAACUUUGUACUAUACACAGCAAGGAAUAUUUUUAUUGAAAUUAAUGUAGAAAUGUGCGUUUUCACCGGGAGAGGUGAAAAAUGCAAGUAAGGCAUUCAGAAAAUAUAAAUCUUGUUUAUGUAUUUCCUAUUGUUAAAGUAAGCAAACAAUUGUUAUUAUGCAACACAACAGAAACGACACAAAAGAAAAAUGAAGAAAUACAAUGAAAAUUAAAAAAUCAGCAUCCUGUAAUUAACUCUAAUUUGAAAGCCUAUAUAUUGGUAGUAUUGUUGUCAACUUGCGAACGAACGAACAUAUAUAUAUAUAUACAUAUAUAUUUCUCCAUGCGACAUUUUUAUAAAUGUUGAAAACUUGCCAUCAAUUAAUAUAUGUUUUCCAUUUUGUUGUACCUUAUCAACUUGUCAUUCGAGUGCCUCUCAUCUGUUCCAACUGCUAUAUAGAUAUGUUUUAUGAUAUUACGAAACAAACGAUAAUAUGUACUUGAUACUUUUUAGAGUGCAACUUUUUACCUUUGCAUAACUUUUUAGGCAACACAACGUAAGUAAUUUAAGUCCGAAUAUAUUUCAACAAAAAUUGUAAAACUUUGUAGCUUCCUAAUUUGAAUAAAGAUUAAUACAUAUAAAUAUCAA
Messenger RNA from Drosophila virilis, 3752 nucleotides. RefSeq names its product post-GPI attachment to proteins factor 2-like. Gene Ontology annotation, cellular component: Golgi membrane; endoplasmic reticulum membrane. The record is from RefSeq and is a predicted model, not a curated record. Gene Ontology annotation, biological process: GPI anchor biosynthetic process. NCBI's taxonomy places the organism in Eukaryota, Metazoa, Arthropoda, Insecta, Diptera, Drosophilidae.